Molecule: messenger RNA, 2156 nt
Organism: Rhinichthys klamathensis goyatoka
Lineage: Eukaryota; Metazoa; Chordata; Actinopteri; Cypriniformes; Leuciscidae
Gene: ttc14
Product: tetratricopeptide repeat domain 14
Exons: 12
Coding region: 98-2152 (684 amino acids)
Molecular function (GO): nucleic acid binding; protein binding
Source: RefSeq, a predicted model, not a curated record
UAAGUUGAAGAUCCUCUCCUUUUAUUAUCUGUGUUAAUAUUUGGGUGAUAUUUCUGCACACAUUUAGUGUGAAAAUGUGGUGUUGGAGACACUUAUAAUGGAGAGAGAUUUGCUCAGACAAUCUGUAUCGUAUCAUGGUGAAAACCUGUUGUCACUGUUAAAAUGUGAACAGAAUGAAAACCCAGACUUUAAACAUGUGGCUGCUGAUCUCACCAAAACUCUUAACCAAAGGGAUACAGAAGAUACAAGUCCUGUUCUGGAACAGUACAUAGCAAGGAAAGCUGAUCUUCUGUUUGCACCAUCAUGGAAAUCAUCCACACCAGCAGAUGAAUGGCAGGAGGAAUCUGGAGAGGCGUACGCCAUCAUGCCCCCGCUGGAGCAGUUCAUGGAGGUGUCGUUUGAAGAGAGGCGUGAGCUCUUCUACAGGGACGUGGAGCGUGGAGACAUGCUUAUCGGAAGGAUCAAUUCAGUACGAGACUUCGGUUUAUUUGUAACGCUUCUCUGCACCGCUGGUGGACUGGAGAGGGAUAUCGAGGAUCUUGAGAUAAAGGCCCUCUGUCCAGUAAGAAAUGUGCCUUCGACUGGAAAUCAUGAUGAUCCUUUGUCUUAUUACCAGAUUGGGGAUUUAAUCAGAGCUGGGGUGAAGGACAUUGACCGCUACCACGAGAAGCUGACGCUAUCCCUGUACUCCUCUUCGCUGGCUACUCACUUGAAUAAAGUCAAACUGGGUGUCAUAAGCAAAGAAGAUCUUCCUCUUCAUUAUACCCGGGGUGAAAACGUGGCCACGGAUUGCAACGAGACUUAUGAGAAGCUUUUGGACGACUCGCUUGGCUUGUCCAACCCCUUAAAUGUGGACUACCUCCUGGGAAAGCUGGGAAUAAGUGGUACUCAAACUCCUUCACUAAUGAGGGGGCUUCAGAGCAAGCGCUUCAAAGAAGAGGAUUUUGGAACAGCUAUUCGGAAGAAGCAAUCUGUAUCCUGGGCCUUGAAAUGUGUUAAAACCGGUGUGGACCAUUUCAAAUCGGGUCGUCACGUAGACGCAAUGAACGAGUACAACAAGGCCUUAGAGAUCGACACCAACAACGUGGAGGCGCUCGUGGCUCGCGGAGCGCUAUAUGCAACCAAAGGAAGCUUGAUGAAAGCUAUCGGUGACUUUGAGCUGGCCUUGGAGAGCUGUCCCACGCACAGGAAUGCUAAGAAAUACCUCUGCCAGACGCUAGUGGAAAGAGGAGGACAACUUGAAGAGGAAGAGAAGUUGGUGACCGCCGAGGGUCUGUACAAAAGAGCCGUGGUGUUGGACGACACGUUUCGAGAGGCAGCCGAGGCGCUGGAGAAGCUUCAGAUACGCAUCCAGAAAUCGCUUAAAUUGAAAGAACAGGAAGCUGCCAAAGAGCAGGAAAGAUCUAAGACCGUGGAGACAAGUGCAGAGAAAUUGCGUAAAAUCCUAAAAGAAGAGAAAAGAAUUAAGAAGAAGAAAAGAAAGCGGUCGACCUCUUCCUCCACGUCCUCAGACUCGUCUUCAACCACGGGCGACGACUCCCCUUCAACGAGUCGGAAGAAGUCGAAGAAACGGAAGCACAAGCGCCGGCGCUCGUCUCACGGCAGUAAGAAACACAAGCGGAGGGUGUCGUCUUGUAGCGAUAAGACGCUCGAGGACGACUGGUUCCCGGCUCCUGCGAACACCUCGGCCUCUUACAUCAACCAGAAACAGUCCAUAACCAAACUCCUCGGCGAAGGAGAACAGCCCUGGGGAAAAGGCCGGAGCGAAGACGGGAGAGGUAGGUUUGAAGACGUUACCGACAGGAGUCCGGAGAACGUCAAAGAUGGGUCUAGACUGGGAGGAGCGGAUGCAAACGGUGGGACGCACGGCACCGCAGAUCGUGCCAGAAGCAGGAGGGAUUCUUCCUCCUCGAGCCAAUCCGAAUACUCUCACCAAUCUGACCGCUACUCCAAGGAGUGCUCCUCGCAGGGCAGAAACCGCUGCGUGUCGGAGCGAAGCGGGGACGAGAAGAUGGAGAGAGCGGAGAGAAACAGCCGCGGUCAAGAGGAGCGACGCUCUUCGGUCGGAAGCCUCAAGAAAGAUCUUCCUUCCAAUUUGGUGGACAUUUUUAGUCAAAUCGCCGAAUUUAAGAAGGACAAAAAGCCGAAGUAGUAAA